Molecule: messenger RNA, 4538 nt
Organism: Dermochelys coriacea (leatherback sea turtle)
Lineage: Eukaryota; Metazoa; Chordata; Testudines; Dermochelyidae
Gene: CILP
Product: cartilage intermediate layer protein
Exons: 9
Coding region: 163-3696 (1177 amino acids)
Source: RefSeq, a predicted model, not a curated record
CCAGCGGCUUCAAGCUGCUGAGAUCGCUUGUACUGUACUGUAGCCCAACUCAGAAGUAGCAUACUGGAGACUUUGGUGACCUGAUUUAGGGAAACUACCCAGGGACUAAAAUUAUUUGAAGACUCUCCAUUCUCCGUGGGGGCUCAGCCAGUGAAGAAAAGGAUGAUCGCAGCAAGAGGAUGGAUUCUCUCGCUCUUUCUUCUGGAAGCCACAGCUGUUCUAAGUGAAGGUGAGAGGGUUCUGAAGCAAUCCGUCAGCAGGAUUCAGCCCAGACAGAAACCCCUCACUCCCUUUAUAAAGGCCAACCUAGCAAAUCAUGGGGAGUGGACCACAUGGUUCAAUGUUGAUCAUCCAGGUGGCAACGGGGAUCACGAACGUUUAGAUGCCAUCAGGUUUUACUUCAGGGACAAGAUGUGCAAGAGACCCAUGGGAAUUGAAGCACGAACCACAGACUGGGUUCCUGCCCAGAAGACAGGCCAAGUGGUCCACGCUAGCCUACAGGAGGGAUUCUGGUGUUUGAAUAAGGAGCAGUCUGCAGGAAAAACCUGUUUGAAUUAUGCCAUACGUUUCCUGUGUCCCACAGGGUCUUUGCUGCAAGAUUCAAAAAGGUGGUCUCCAUGGUCGAAAUGGAGUGCAUGCUCAGCAGAAUGCGGCAAAUCUGGUGUCCAGACCCGUACCAGAACCUGCCUGGCAGAGGGCCACUUGGACCUGCACUGUAAUGAAGUGACUGAGGAAGGGCAACUCUGCAUUGGACAGUCUUGUUCAGAGUGCAACCUCACCUGCUCCAUUGGCCGCGUGAAUGCUGAAUGCGAUGCCUGCAUGUGUGAGGACCACAUACUGCAUGGGAUGGUCUCCCUUGCAGAUGGAGCACCGGCUGCUGAAGCUACUGUCUACGUGCAGUCUGAGAAUCUGAAAUUGUUAACGGAGUCUGAUAGCAACGGAGGGUUUAGGAUUCCUGGAGUGUGCCCUGACGGCAAAAACAUUCUGAAAAUAAAAAAGGCCAGAUAUGCCACUGUGACUGUCCCCAUACCUGAAAGCACCAAGAAAUCCUCAAUAAUCCACGUGCGUCUGAAAAGAGCAGACAAGCCAUACACUGUAAAGAAUCCAGUGGAUAAAGUGAGGAGAAUAGGGCAAAGCGUGAUACUCUGCUGUAAAGCUGUGGGGAAUCCAGCCCCUGAUCAAUAUCUCUGGUACCACAAUGGAACUUUGCUGGAUUCCUCAGUGUACAAAUAUAAUAGCAAGCUGGUGUUAAGGAACCUCAACAUAGACCAGGCAGGAGAGUAUUUCUGCAAGGCUAGCAAUGAGGCAGGGUCUGUGAAAUCCCAAGCUGCUAAGCUUUCUGUAAUAGCAAGCGAUGAAGCUUCAUGCAAUCCAAGACCUGAAAGCUACUUCAUCAGACUCCCACAUGACUGUUUCCAAAACGCAACUAACUCCUUCUACUAUGACGUUGGUAAAUGUCCAGCCAACAUAUGCACUGGAAAGAUAGAUAAAGGACUCCAGUGCAAAGACAGCGUUGCUUACUGCUGUGGGGUCUCCAAAAUGGAAGCAAGAGAGAUAUCGUGCAGUGGAUACACCCUUCCCGCUAAAGUUGCUGUGGAAUGUGGCUGUAGCGUGUGCACUGAGAUCAAGAUGACAGUCCGGGGGAGAGCCAUAGCUGCAGAUAAUGGUGAACCAAUGAGGUUUGGCCAUAUAUACAUAGGGAACAACAGAAUUGGCAUGACUGGCUACAAGGGAACCUUCUCCAUCCACCUCCCAGCAGACACAGAGAGGCUGGUUCUUACUUUUGUCGACCGCCUACAAAGGUUUGUGAACACGACUAAAGUUUUGCCUUUCAAAAAAAAGGGAGGUGCUGUGUUUCACGAGAUCAAAUUACUAAGAAAGAAAGCCCCCGUUACGUUAGUGUCCUCUGAAACCAACACGAUUCCCUUAGGAGACAUGGAAGGGGAUGAUCCGAUAGCUGAAUUAGAAAUUCCUCCCAAUACAUUUUAUAGGCAGAAUGGUGAACUCUACACAGGCAAAGUGAAAGCCAGUGUUACGUUUCUGGACCCAAGAAAUAUGUCAACAGCUACGGCAGCACAAAGUGACCUGAACUACAUAAAUGAGGAAGGUGACAUGCUCCCGCUGCACACAUAUGGCAUGUUUUCCAUGGACUUCACUGAUGAAACAGGCACCGAGUCUCUUAAUGCAGGGAAGGUAAGGGUUCACCUUGACUCUGCGCAGGUCAGGAUACCAGAACAUCUUCAACAGAUGAAGCUUUGGUCACUGAACCCAGAGACAGGAUUAUGGGAGGAAGAAGGGGACUUCAAACCUGACCAAAGCACACGUCACAAACGGGAAGAAAGAAUUUUCUUGGUUGGGAACAUGGAGAUCAGAGAGAGGAGGCUCUUCAACCUGGACGUCCCAGAGAGCAGAAGGUGUUACGUCAAGGUACGAGCUUACAGAAGUGAGAGAUUCCUGCCAAGUGAACAAGUUGAGGGGGCUGUGAUUUCCCUUAUAAACAUGGAGCCUGCAUCAGGUUAUUCAUCCAACCCUAGAGCAUGGGGUCGCUUUGACAGCGCAGUCACUGGUCCCAACGGGGCUUGCUUACCAGCUUUCUGUGAUGAGCAACAUCCAGAUGUCUACUCAGCUUAUAUCCUGGCAAGUCUUGGAGGAGAAGAACUUGAAGCUGUGCCCUCUUCUCCCAGACUCAACCCUAACGCCGUUGGAGUCCUGCAGUCAUAUCUCAACAAGCUCAACUACAGGAGGACAGAUCAUGUGGAUCCUAGAAUUAAGAAAACUGCCUUCAGUAUCACGGUGGCCAAACCAAGUCCGAGCACUGCAGAAGAGAGCAAUGGCCCCAUCUAUGCCAAUGAAAACCUAAGAGAAUGUGAGCAAGCACACUACAGUGCCGCUCAUUUCAGAUUUUAUAGAGUAGAAGGAGACAGGUAUGAUUACAAUACAGUUCCCUUCAAUGAAAAUGACCCAAUGAGUUGGACUGAAGACUACCAGGGUUGGUGGCCCAACCCAAUGGAGUAUAGGGCAUGUUAUAUGAAAGUAAAAAUUAAUGGACCCCAAGAGGUGAACUUAAGAUCUCGCAACAUGGGUGGUACGCACCCGUACACAGUCGGCAAGCUUUACGGCAUCAGAGAUGUGCGCACCAUUCGAGACAUGGAGCAAUCAAAUCUUUCGACUGUGUGCCUGGAAUUUAAGUGCAGUGGCAUGCUGUAUGACCAAGACCGCGUGGACCGUACACUGGUAAGAAUCACUCCCCAAGGAAAUUGCUAUAGAGAAAGUGUUAAUAGCAUGCUCCAGGAAUAUCUAGUGAACCACCUCCCCCUUGCUGUAAAUAAUAAGUCAGAUGAGUACACAAUGUUAGCACCUCUUGACCCUCUUGGACAUAAUUAUGGAAUCUACACAGUCACUGACCAGAACCCUAGCAUAGCCAAGGAAAUAGCUCUGGGUAGAUGUUUCGAUGGCUCAUCUGAUGGUACUUCCCGAGUUAUGAAGAGCAACAUAGGCAUAGCGUUAACUUUUAACUGUGUUGAAAGGGAGGUGGUGCAGCAAAGCUUAUUCCAGUCUCUGCGGAAUUCACCUAGGCAGAGUGAAAGAACAGGGAUCGGAAGGCAACAAAGAGAAAUCUGCAUUGGCCAGGCCAACAUGAGAAGAGUUACCCAACGCAGAAGUUCACCAAGAGUUCAGUGUACACCUACAGAUUAGAAACAUACCAAAGCACCAUUACAGUACCCAUAUUUGAUUAAAUAUAUUCUAAAAGGAAUAACUACUUGCCAAUAAGCUAAUCUAAAUACAUCUGCUCAGCUGCAGUUGGGGAUCAUUACUGAAUUUCCUGAGACAUCACUUCUGUGCUCACUCAACUCUAGUAAUUAAGGUUAAUCAAUUUCUGAUUCUCUUUUUAUUGCACCACAAAGGAGAGAUAUUAAGCAAACAUACUUGGGGCCAAUCAUAUUACCAUGUUAACAUCCUUAGUUAAAUGAAAUCACCAUAAAAAUCUUAUUUUUGCCUGAUAUUAAACAAUUUCAAAAACUUUGGCCUAAAGGGGGAAAAUUCAGAGAUUAAAUAAUGCACAUAAAAUAUUGUUCUAAUAUUCUGGAUCCAAAGAUGUUGCCAGCUAGGAGUACAUGAACAGUAGUUGGUAACAAUUUAAAGGAAUAAACUGAUUUCUUCAUACUGAAUUCAACUGCAAGAUUUUGUACUUGAAAUGUAAAUAUUUUAUUUAUUUCCUUGCUUAUUUUAGAACUGUAUAUUCAUUACUGAAGUAUUGUAUAGUGCAUUUAUUUUAUUUUGUGUUUUUGUAGCACAUUGAGAAGAAAUCAUAGAUUUUUAGGUUUCACUUGCCUAAAAGGCUACAGUUUUAUUUUGCUUCUUGCUUGACUCAAGUAAAAAGUCCACGCUGUAGAAUAGUGUAGAUUCAUAAAAAGGUAAUUUUUGUAAUGUUGAUAGUGCUGUAUUCCUUCUGUGUCUGAUGGGUCUAUAUUAAUGUUCAAGUAAUAAAAUAGUUAUUCCUGGCAAGAAAUAAUUUGCUAAAUUAAAAAGGUGAAACU